AUGAGGAUGAGGCCAUCUUCAUUAAAACAAGCAUUGGGACAAAGUCUUAGAGCCAAUUAUCCCUGGCACAAGAGGCUCUUUAGUGCCGGUCUUGUUAAAUUCAUCUUUGUAGUUGUUGUGGUGAUAAACUUAUUUUUCAUAAUAUCAUUUACAUUUGAUGUUCAAAAGAUAAAGAAACAAAAGUCAUAUUUGUUGAAUAUCAAACUCCCCAAUUUAUCUUCAGAAGAAGAAGAAGUAAAAGAAACGGGUCUGGAUACGUUUGAUGUGAAAAACGCUUCUUCCCAUAAUGGUGCAGUGAAAGGAGGUGCUUUUUCUUCUUACGAAGGUAAACCAGCAAUAAUUGAAGUUGCAAAUGAUGACAUCAAGUUUCCUUUCAACAAGAACAACUUUAUUGCGAAUAAAUACAACAAUUUCCCAAAGGACACACCUUAUGCCAGUCUCAAUGCUAGUGAAAGAAUCAUGUACAAUCUUUAUCAAGUUAGUCAAGAUAAAGAAAAAUACUGGCUAGGACACACUGAAUUGACCGACUAUGAAAUAAAAGUGCAUAUUAAAGAUUUCUUAUACGAAAACUGGAUAGGUAAACCAGUUCUAUUUUAUGACCCAAGGUUUACACUAUCUAUAUAUCUUUCAGAAAUACGACAUCAGUUUUUGAGAAAAAACCGACAAAAUUCAACUCAUCAACAAACAGGGGUUAUUAGUGAGGAAGUGGUGGUGCCAUUUGCAUGGUCAGAUUGGGUCGAUCUAACAAUGUUGAACGAGGAACUAAUCAAACCGGAAAGUCAAAGGAAAAACUGUGAGUAUAUGAAAGCAACGCAUCAUAUUCCUACAAAGUACCCUGAUUAUUGUAUAAAUAAUAUUGAUAUUGGUAAACAAGAUAUUAUUGAAAUGAAACUACCACUGACAAAUCAUGUUCCUGGGUUUGCUGUAAGGAGGUCCCCAACAAAUAAAGCCUCUAAUGAAGUUAGAAUGUUAGAAGGUAAGUCUCACCUUUUGACAUACGCAUCUAACCCUUUGACAAUUAUAUUUCUCACGGAUGACGAGAAUGGUGGCGUUUAUGAGGUCAAGGUUGAUAGUAAGCAAAGGAUUGUUGAUGGAGAAUUGUUUGAUAAUUAUUUAAGAGAUAACAACAUCGAUAGGGAUGAAGCUGGAACUAUAACACUAAAUCCCGUCAAAGAGUUUGAUUUAUUGGCCAAGCAAGUUCAACCAAGUUUCUUGAAUUUAGAGGAAGACGAUAUUUACGGAAUGGUUGCAAAUACUAAGCAGCAGCAGCAGCAGCAGCAGCAGCAGUGGUCCGAUCCUACAAAGUCUCGUGAAGUACAUUUGCCUUUACUGGUGUUUGACUAUCAACAGGAUGAUAUUGACACACAGAUAAAACAUUUCGAAACUAGGUUAAAAAAAUUACAUGACUUGACUACCAACGAGUUAACCUUUAAUCUAGAAAUGAUUAACGAAAUAAGGCUAAGUAGAAAAGAAAAGUUAUAUUAUGACGGAUUGAAAUAUGCCAACAAGUACAGCUUAAAAAAGGAACCAACCCAUUUUCGAAUGGCUAGACUAAAUUUUGGCAAUAAAGAAAAUGACCACGAUGCAGGGUGGCACUAUGAAUGGAGGUUUUUCAAUGGUGGUUUGAAAUAUGUGAAAAAAGGAUGGAACGAGGAAGAAUUACAAAUUAGAGAAAAAGUCUUGCUCGAUAGAAUUUUGAGGAAUUGGUUCAAAUUUGCUAAUGCCAAAGGGAUUUUAUCGUGGAUUGCACAUGGACCGUUAUUAUCUUGGUAUUGGAAUGGGUUGCUAUUUCCAUUUGAUGAAGAUAUAGAUAUUCAAAUGCCCGCUACAGAGUUGGCUAGACUUUCAAGACUAUAUAAUCAGACUUUAGUGGUUGAGAAUAUUAAUGAAGGAUUUGGGAAAUACAUGAUUGAAUGUUCUUCCUUUAUUCAUCAUCGAGGCAAGUCGUAUAAAGAAAAUCAUAUCGACGCAAGGUUUAUUGAUAUUGAUACUGGAUCUUAUAUUGAUAUCACAGGCUUGGGUGUUAGUGAUGAACCCGUACCCGAAAGAUAUAGUGAGUUGAUACGUAAAAAUGAACUUGAGGGAAAACAAAGACAAAUUUAUAAUUGCCGCUUUCCACAUUUCUACUCACAUGAAGAAAUAUCACCAUUAAGGUAUACAAUGUUGCAAGGAGUUCCUGUUUAUAUACCCAAUAAAGUAGAAACUAUACUAAAACAAGAGUAUUCAAAGGGUUUAACAAACUAUGAAUUUGAAGGGUUUUUUUUCGUUGAUGCCUUGAACUUGUGGAUUCAUUAUAGUAAAUUGGAGUUUCUAUUCCCCGAUGAGUCAUUGUAUAAUUAUAACAAAGUAUUAAACGUGGAGAAAUUUACUGAAUUGAUAAAUGGGCUAAGUGAAGAAAAGAUUGUUGAGUUAUUGGAGAAGGAUAAGGAUAUUUUAUUAGAAUACUAUUUAACUAAGGAUGUAACAGACUUGCACAAGAAAGAAUUGUUUUUAUUGUUCAAUGCUGUUAAUGAUACAUCGUGUUUAAUCAGAGAUAUAGUGAAUAUGAAAACAAGUUUGGAAAUCAGUUCAAAUGAAGAAUACCAUAGGUUAACCUCACAAUUUCAAUUCAGGCCGCCACUUAGAAAGGCUUUAUUUAAUUAUGAGGCUAUUGAACAACCUCGACAUCAUUAG
Messenger RNA from Lodderomyces oxycetoniae, 2673 nucleotides. RefSeq lists its product as uncharacterized. The record is from RefSeq and is a predicted model, not a curated record. The transcript has a single exon. The coding region runs from base 1 to 2673 and encodes 890 amino acids. NCBI's taxonomy places the organism in Eukaryota, Fungi, Ascomycota, Pichiomycetes, Serinales, Debaryomycetaceae.